Cryptomeria japonica (Japanese cedar) is the source of this 1620-nucleotide messenger RNA. Its product is annotated as triacylglycerol lipase 1. Bases 122 to 1306 code for a protein of 394 amino acids. NCBI's taxonomy places the organism in Eukaryota, Viridiplantae, Streptophyta, Pinopsida, Cupressales, Cupressaceae. Gene Ontology annotation, biological process: lipid metabolic process. The record is from RefSeq and is a predicted model, not a curated record. Gene Ontology annotation, molecular function: hydrolase activity, acting on ester bonds. The transcript is spliced from 9 exons.
GUUUAUCAGUUUAUCAGACUGUGUAUAAUAUCUAGGCUAUAUUAUAUAACUGAUAAGUGCUAGAAGCUUUUGAAGUUAUUCAAACAUUAUAUUUCAGUGCAAUAAAUGUGCAGAGCUUGUAAUGGCAGAGCUGUGUAAUAAGCUGUUUCUUUUUCUCAGUGUGUGGCUUACUUUAUGCUGGAUUGGAUGUGUGGACUGUGUUGAGGAAGCCCAUUCAGUUGUCAAUGCUCAUGGCAUAUGUGGAACCUUCGUUUGGAACAGAGGAUACGACUGUACAGAAUUCAUUGUUCCGACUAAGGAUGGAUUUUUGCUUGCUGUACAAAAGAUGUCUAACAGAGCAUCGGGCACUUCCCGCAAGGAACCUGUUUUCUUACAUCAUGGAUUAAUGGAGGGUGGUCAAUCAUGGCUUUUGAAUGAGCCUAAAGAGUCUGUGGCGUUUAUGUUGGCUGACUCUGGAUAUGAUGUCUGGAUCGCUAAUGGGCGUACAACCACUUUCAGUUAUGGCCACAUUACAUACAACAGAGCACAGAAGGAAUUCUGGGAUUGGAAGUGGGACGAUCUGGUAGAAUAUGAUAUAUCAUCAAUGCUGCAUUUUGUAAACUAUAUGACCGGGCAACCCAUUUACUACGUUGGUUAUUCUCAGGGUGCAAUGUCCGGAUUUGCAGCAUUUACAGAUAAUCAAAUAUCCAGCCUUGUGAAGAAGGCUGCCAUGCUGAGCCCUGUUGCUUAUUUAAACCAUGUUUCUUCUCCCCUAGUCACCGCAGCUGCCUGGCUAUUUGUAGAUAAGGUGGAUAUACUUCUUGAUAUGUAUGAAUUCAAUCUCUCAAGUGCAUCAGAAACGCAACUGUUGCAGACGAUAUGCGAAAAUACACAAAUUCAUUGCCAGGACUUGGACUUGUUGGCCUUAAUUACAGGGCCAUCAUGCUGUAUAAACAAAUCAAGGAAUGCCUACUACUCCAAAUACCCAGAGUCCACCUCGACGAAAAACUUGGCCCAAUUGGCUCAGUUGUUGCGAUCUGGCAGAUUUGGAAAGUAUGAUUAUGAAUUGACUGGGAAUCUGUUGCAUUAUGGGAGAACCUUCCCUCCAUCCUAUGACUUGUCUGCAAUUCCAAAGAGUCUGUCGUUUUUUCUUGCUCAUGGAGGAAAUGAUCCGCUGGCGGAUUCAGAGGAUGUGACACAACUUGCAGAGAAGCUGCCAGGAAAAGUAAAGAUGUUGCUGAUGCCCAACUAUAACCAUGGGGAUAUGAUGCUGGGUACCUCUGCCCACACAGAUGUGUACCCUCAUAUCUUGAAAUUCUUCCACUAGACUAGUAGCGUUUUUAAGGCAUAAUUUGUGAAGUCGAGAACAUCAUUUUAAAAAAAACUGUCAAUGUUGCUUUUCUUUCACUAAUUUGUUAUAUUGAUAUAAAUCUAGAGUCGAAAUAUUAUUCAGAAUAUUGCAAUUGAACUUUCAAAAUGGUACUUUUGCAUCUCACCCUAAAAUUCGUUGUGGGAGCCAUGGUUCAAAUUUGAUCAUUUCCCUUUGAAAAAUUCUUAUGAUGGCCAAAUCAUGUUGCCCUUCAUCUUGGGGCUGAAAAUAUUAAUAUGUUCUUUACAUUAAUAUAAAAUAUGUGUUCUAUA